AUGGAAGAUACCAAAACACAGGUUUUGACACCUUCAAGCCCUAGUUUUAAAAAACUAUUUUCCAAAAAGCCUCCUAGGUCAUCAAAUCUAAAUGCUCAUUGUCAUAUUUGUAAUCUUCAAUUUUCGUCAAUCCAUAAAGGAUUUGAAUGUUCAGUAUGCAAAAAAGGAGUCUGCAAAGAGCACAUUCUGGUCCGAACUGCAAUGACGUUGCUUCCUAUUUGCGAUGAUUGUGAAAGAAGCAGAAUUAAAAAAGAAAUCGCAAGAGAGCUUGCACCUCAGUAUAAGUCAUUAAAAGGUGAUAUGAAUUGAAUGCUUAAAGAAAAAGAAAAGAUAAAGACAGAGAUUACAGGGAAAUAUGAAAUUAUUUCGAGGCUAGAAAUUCAGAUGAAAAAUAACGAAAAAACUUAUGCGCAGAGAUUGGAGAAUUUUGAAAAGAAAAUUGAAGAAGAAAAUGAAAGGGAAAAGACAGUGCAGAAUGUAAUUGAGAGCUUAAAAAAUGCCUUAACUGAAUCUCACUCUAUCCAAUUAAUAAUAAUUAAAUUUUCUAAUGAUUAGAAUGAUUUUCUUAUAUAUUUUUUACUCCAAAUUUUUGCCAAAAAGUAUUACUGCAGGGAGAGUCAGAAUUCAGAAGAACAAAUGAAGAGGAAAAAUGAAAUAAAAGCAGAAGAAAUCAAAACACAUAUAGAGGAAAUCAAAGAAAUGAAAGAAUCUGAAGAAAAGUUUUUAAACAAUAUUGACGAAAUUAAUAAAAAUUUGAGAAAUACAAUCCCAGCAACUAAGAUAAAAUCAAUUGCUUGCUCAAAGUGUUAUGAAGCUUUGAAAGAAACUUUUAAAGAAAAAUACAUGGACGCACUCAGAAAUGAAGGUAGGGAAAGCUUGCUAGCAAGUUUUAUAUUGAAAGCAAGUGUAAAGCCUACUGAAGGUACAAAAAGAGCAAGAAUUGAAUCAAUUACAAGAGAAACUUGCAAGCAAUGCUUACUAAUGUAA
Molecule: messenger RNA, 987 nt
Organism: Blepharisma stoltei
Lineage: Eukaryota; Ciliophora; Heterotrichea; Heterotrichida; Blepharismidae
Source: the annotation of a GenBank genome assembly